Molecule: messenger RNA, 1315 nt
Organism: Mercurialis annua (annual mercury)
Lineage: Eukaryota; Viridiplantae; Streptophyta; Magnoliopsida; Malpighiales; Euphorbiaceae
Product: microtubule-associated protein RP/EB family member 1B
Exons: 7
Coding region: 297-1142 (281 amino acids)
Biological process (GO): thigmotropism; protein localization to microtubule plus-end; regulation of microtubule polymerization or depolymerization
Cellular component (GO): microtubule organizing center; microtubule plus-end; cytoplasmic microtubule
Molecular function (GO): microtubule plus-end binding
Source: RefSeq, a predicted model, not a curated record
UGCCAGCAAAAACACAAAACCACUCUACAUUUCCUCCAAAUGUCCAUCCCGUUGCUUUCAUUUUCAUCUGAUUGUCCUUCUCUGUAAUUUUUUUAAAAUUCAAUUUCAAAUUUUUUAACCAAUAAAAUCCCUAAUUUCAAGCACUCAUCUUUAAUAACAAUUUUUCAGAAUACCCAUUACUCUAAUCUCUCUCCUUCUGUUCAAAGUUUUGUCCUUUUGAGUUCAGUAUUCUCAGAAGAGACAGAAUUUGAGUUUUUUCUUUUCUGGGUUAUUUUAGAGAGGGAGAGAGAAAUAAAAUGGCGUCUAAUAUAGGAAUGAUGGACAGUGCUUAUUUUGUUGGGAGAAAUGAGUUAUUAACAUGGAUUAAUAAGAGGCUUCAGCUUAAUCUUUCUCGUAUUGAAGAGGCUGCAUCUGGUGCCGUGCAGUGUCAAAUGAUGGAUAUGACAUAUCCAGGAGUUGUUCCCAUGCAUAAGGUGAAUUUUGAUGCAAAAACAGAAUAUGAUAUGAUCCAAAACUACAAGGUUCUGCAAGACGUAUUCAACAAGUUGAAAAUUGAUAAGCAUGUUGAAGUUAACAGGCUUGUUAAAGGCCGGCCUUUGGACAACUUAGAGUUCUUACAAUGGUUGAAACGAUACUGUGAUUCCGUUAAUGGUGGCAUCAUGAAUGAGAAUUACAAUCCUUUGGAUCGAAGAGUUAAAGGUGGAAAGGACCGUAACUCCAAGGGUUGUCAGAAGUCCUCAAAAUCACUGCAAUCAAACAACAUGCAUAACUCUGGUGACUCAGUUGUCCUGAGUAAAACAUCUGCUACAGGGCCAAAGCCAAUAAAAGGAAGCGCCGUGGCAGGCGGGACUAAUUCUUUAUUGGAGAUCCAGUCUUUGUCCAAAGAGAUAACUGAUCUCAAGCUCUCCGUGGACCAUUUGGAAAAGGAAAGAGAUUUUUACUUUGCAAAACUACGGGAUAUAGAACUGCUUUGUCAAGCAACUGAAUUGGAGGGGAUCCCGAUGGCCAUUGCCGUAAAAAAGAUACUGUAUGCUGCCGAUGCCAAGGAAUCCGCACUUGAAGAAGCUCAGGAAUAUUUGUAUCAAGCUAUGAAUGAAGAAGGCGAAACAGAACCUGAAAAUGAGGAGGCUGAAUCUCAAUGAUUAGUUAUCGAUAACAUUGCGUAGAAGCGGAAAAUCUUGCCAGGGUCUUGUUAAACAAGCUCCUUUCGGUUUGAUUACGAGGGUACUGGUGAUCUUUCACCAUCCUCUAGUAGCUUGUUAAAAAGUUAAAUUAAUUAAAACUAAUUUAAAUUUUACAUUUUUUUCGUUGGGAA